Molecule: messenger RNA, 2901 nt
Organism: Misgurnus anguillicaudatus (oriental weatherfish)
Lineage: Eukaryota; Metazoa; Chordata; Actinopteri; Cypriniformes; Cobitidae
Product: P2Y purinoceptor 4
Biological process (GO): transepithelial chloride transport; G protein-coupled receptor signaling pathway
Cellular component (GO): plasma membrane
Molecular function (GO): G protein-coupled purinergic nucleotide receptor activity; G protein-coupled UTP receptor activity
Source: RefSeq, a predicted model, not a curated record
GAUAGAUCUAGCGGGACCAGUUUCCUUAGUCCAGUUAAUCUGGCUUCUUUAAACGGGUCGAAUAGUUUUUACGAUUUAACUUAAAUCAUCUACGUUCAUGUUUUGAUCUGUGAAGGACGAGUUUACUCUUUUAACUGAUCGAAAUGAACUCAUUUUUAAGGGAACGUGUCUCAGGGAAUUUGUCCUUUCCAUCUGUUACACCCAUACCAAUGGCUUCGGAUGAACCCAACACGAGUUGUCGUUUCAAUGAGGAGUUCAAAUAUAUCUUGCUACCUGUAUCAUACUCACUGGUGUGUUUUCUGGGACUGUUACUUAACUCCGUGGCUCUGUGGAUGUUUAUUACUAAGAUGCGGCCUUGGAACACCAGUACGGUGUAUAUGUUUCACCUGGCCCUGUCAGACACACUGUACGUGCUCUCCCUGCCUUUGCUCAUAUACUACUACGCGAACCGCAGUCACUGGCCGUUUGGUGUUUUCCUUUGUAAGGUUGCACGCUUUCUUUUCUAUGCGAACUUGUACUGCAGCAUCCUUUUCCUCACUUGCAUCAGUGUGCACCGUUACCUUGGCAUCUGUCACCCUAUUCGUUCUCUCACACUGGUGAAGCCACGCCAUGCCCACCUGGUUUGUGUUGCGGUCUGGACAGCGGUGAUAAUCUGCCUGGUGCCCAAGCUGAUAUUCGUCACCACUUCUCAAAGAGAUAACGACACUUUGUGUCACGACACAAGCAGCCCGGAAAACUUUAACAACUAUGUUACAUAUAACUCAGUGUUAAUGGUGAUACUGUUCAUUGUGCCCUUUCUGGUCAUUAUGGUUUGCUAUUAUCUAAUGGCACGGGCCCUUUGCCAACCAAGAAAAGGCCUUUCUCAAAGUCAACAGAGUGCCUCAAGCCGCAGGAAGUCCAUUAAACUGAUCAUAGUGGUGCUGGUCGUAUUUGCGAUCUGCUUUGUACCCUUUCACAUCACCCGCUCGAUGUACUAUGCUUACCGUGUUUUAGACGCUGACUGCAAGUCUCUUAAUAUCGUCAACUUUGCUUAUAAAAUCACCCGUCCCCUUGCCAGCAUAAACAGCUGUUUGGACCCCAUUCUCUAUUUCCUGGCGGGCGAUCACUACCGUUCUAAACUCAUCCGAGCGUUCACGAGACAGACACCCCAAAGCCGCUCCACUCCGUACGUGCACUCACCUCCCAAGAAAAACAUUGAAUUAGCCUUUAAAAACCCAGAUGCUAAAGCCAGUGAAGAUACUAAACUUUAGUGCUAAACUCCCAGACAUGGAUUUUGGAAAAAUGUGAAAGCACUGUUGGGGGUCUGCUUCAAAAUCUAAACACAUCACAGGACUCGUGUGUUUUUUGUCAGGGGGCAAAUAUCAAGCCACAGAGACGAACAUCUGAAAUAAGUCAGGACACCAUAUUGUAAACACAUCAGUGUGGAUGAAAGUAAAGAAAUCUCUUUGGGACGUGGAAGGGAUGUGGUUUGGUUUUCCUGUGCAAAGUUGUUUUUAUCACUGAACCAGUAAUGCAGUGGGAAGUGCAGGUCAUUUCUAAAAUAACUGAUGACCAAUUACUCCUGUAUUUACUAAGUUUGAUGAAAUGAUAAGGUACCGCAAACACCAAAAACAAUACCUGGUUCAAAUCUCAGAGAUGGACUUUGGCCUGUGACUGUUUGGACAAGAAUGCCAACACAGUGCAUGUUUUGUGUUCUGUUAUGUCUAAAACUGUUAAAUCACAACCUCAGUUUUAUGGUAUUUCAUCAAAACUAUUUCAUCAUCUAUAUUGUUUUAUUAAAAAAUGUAAAUUGAACGGAAUAGUUUAAACUGGAAAAAGUGACAAGGUAAAUGCCUGUAGGGGUGACUGGAAAGUUUACCAGCACAGUUCUGCAGAUAUCCCCUCUUGACCACUUCCUUUGUACAACUGUUUUUUGCAUUUGGCAGAGGAGCUGUACAGCUGUGUGGCUUUACAUGUCUCUGUGUUAGUAACUGCAUUAUGGUGGAGUUGAAUGAAGAAAAAUAAUAAAUGAAAUCAGAUCCCUUUUGGCAUACAGUGCAGUGCAGAAGGAUUUUCUUGACAUAACAUCUGUGGGAUCAUUUGUGAGCGUGUAUUUUUUAUUUUAAGAAAUAUUAUUUUACAUGUAAUAUUAAAGUGAUAUUAAUUGUUCUAUAACACAGGGCCAUAGUUUGUAAGUCUUUAACAACUUCAUUUACAUUGCCCACUUGGUCCGAACGUUGUAUUUCGUGGCAGUGGGGUUUCUAUGUAUUUUCAGUCUAUCAGGGCUCUUUCAGAAACCAUGUCACAAUGACAACAACAAUUUACUUAUAUAGCACAAUUAUUAUGUUUGUUGACCAAUGUGCUUUCAAGAAAAUCAUCAUUGUUUAUGACUUUUAUUAUGUCUCUUGUGCAAUAUUUUUAUUUGCAAAAAAUGCAGCUCAACAAUGUUUAUUAUUUUAUAGUAUAUUUUCAAUGUAUUAUUGACUAUUCAAUACAAUAUUCAUCCUUAAAGCCUUCCCACUACAUUAAAGAAAAUAUUUAGAGUAUUUGAGCUAUUUUAAACAUGCAACUUGAUAAAAAAACAAUUUUUUCUGUGUUGUGAAGCACAGGGUCUCUCAGGGGGAAAGCUCAUAAUUUUGGUCAGUAGAUGUCCUCAGUGCUGUUUUUACAUCAUCUAAAUGAGCUCUGCCUGAAGGGGUUGACUAUGAUAAAUAUACCUGUUGGCUGCUUUUGUCAAGUGGGAAGAAAAGAUGGGUUGUUGAGGUCAUGGAUAGUUUAAGAUAAACGUGAGACAACGUUAUUGUAAGAUUUUCCAUCUUUUUUUUCAAACAGAUCAAUCAAAUAAUUCCAAAUGUUUUGAAACAAAAGAAGUCAAGGCCUGGACACUGAUAUACUGUAUAGAAUAAAAUAAUAUAACCAAAA